Messenger RNA from Pogonomyrmex barbatus (red harvester ant), 852 nucleotides. It is a transcript of the gene ND-15, whose product is annotated as NADH dehydrogenase (ubiquinone) 15 kDa subunit. Lineage: Eukaryota; Metazoa; Arthropoda; Insecta; Hymenoptera; Formicidae. The record is from RefSeq and is a predicted model, not a curated record.
UAUCUAUCAUGAUAAGAUUAAAUUAAAAAUUUGUCAUUUCGUUAGUCUGUAUUUGAAUCAAGUUAUUUAAAAAAGCAAGAAAUUAAGUGACAAAACAUAGACGAAGUUCUCAAUUUUUAUAUUUUUCUAUAAAAUUUUUGAAUAAUGUUUAUAUAUCUAACGGGAUAAUUUGAAUAUUCCCGUCGUUGCAAAAAGUUAACCUAACUUUCAUUCGUGAUUACGUAAAAGGCACGGAUGUGAAGAAAUUAUUUUCUGUGCGCUAAGAUUUUUCCUGAGUGAACGUAAACGGAAAUAAUAAUUACAGAAAUCAGAGUGUCGUUUAUUUUAUCAGAACAUCAUGUUAGAUUGGGAAAAUGCGUCAUGGAUAAAAGGAGCCGCACCCCUCUUUAAGGGACCUCCUACAGAUAUCUUUCUUAAUCUACGUAACUUGCAGGCCAUGGAAAGAUGUGCAAAAUACGAAUUACAUUUUAUGGACUGCAUGGAGGCAUAUGGUUAUCACAAAGGUCGAGAAAAAUGCAGAUUGAUAUAUGAGGACAUGUGCGAAUGUAUAUUUAAAGUAAAGAGAAGGCGGCGCAUCCAAGCAAUGAAUGCAGAGCGAGAGCGUCAGUUUUGGAGCGGUGAGAGGAAGAAUCGUUACGAAGAGACUCCACCACUUGAUCUAUAUUGAAUCAUUUAUCCUUCCUCGCCAGAAUAAACCAUAGUUUACAUAUAAAAUUAUCACAUGUAAAAGAAUUUGAUAGACGACAAAAGUAUUUUAUAAGUAAUGAUCUGACAGGAAAUUUGCCACAUCGGUUCGUUACUUAAAAAUAUCUCUAGAAAUGUCUUGUCAAUAAAAUACAUUCGAAGACAUAA